Messenger RNA from Baudoinia panamericana UAMH 10762, 192 nucleotides. RefSeq lists its product as uncharacterized. Lineage: Eukaryota; Fungi; Ascomycota; Dothideomycetes; Mycosphaerellales; Teratosphaeriaceae. Gene Ontology annotation, cellular component: nucleus. The record is from RefSeq and is a predicted model, not a curated record. The transcript has a single exon. The annotation marks the transcript as partial. Gene Ontology annotation, biological process: regulation of transcription by RNA polymerase II. Gene Ontology annotation, molecular function: RNA polymerase II cis-regulatory region sequence-specific DNA binding; DNA-binding transcription factor activity, RNA polymerase II-specific.
AUGUUGUACCGGUCUUGCUACGCUGACAGGACGAAAGCCUGGUGUGUCCAGAACAAUCACCAAGUUGUCUCAAGCGUAUCAGGAGAGAGCUGGCCAAUGGAGCCCCAAGAGGUCAGGCAGCAGUUCGAGGAGUGGGCGCGCAUCGAGCGAGCGAACCAUGCCAAAGCGCAUCCGGAAUAUAAGUUCUCGCCA